AAAUUUAUUACACUAUCGAAAAUUUUAUAUUCAUUAGUAAAUUAUUGGAGAGGCAAAAAAAACAACAAUUAUCUCUCGAGGAAAAUUUAUCCAAUUUUGUCAAAAGGACAAAAUUGUCUCUCUCUUUUUUAACGAUACACCAGCCAUCUGGUGAUGAGAAAUUCAACAAGACCUGCAACAUUUUCUCUCUCCAAUAAGUUUAACCUAUAAACUGAUAUGGUCUUAUGGUUAAUAAUCAUAAAUAACAAUUCCCGUUGAUAUCGUAGAAUAACUAUUAUGGGAAUGGUGAAUGUCACAAAGGGAAUUUUAGUUGAGUGUGAUGCAGCUAUGAAACAAUUUCUCCUUCACUUGGACGAGACUUUUGCCCUGGGAAGAAAAUUUAUAAUUCAGGAUCUCGACGAAAAACAUCUCUUCAUAUCAGCUGAUAUUCUGGAGACUCUGCAAGCUAAAGUUGAUGAUCUCAUGGAUCAGAUAUCGUUUCCACUCGCUGACAAGGGAUUGUGAAUUGUUUUAAACUUGAAGG
Messenger RNA from Diachasma alloeum, 523 nucleotides. It is a transcript of the gene Tfb5, whose product is annotated as general transcription factor IIH subunit 5. Bases 277 to 504 code for a protein of 75 amino acids. The transcript is spliced from 2 exons. NCBI's taxonomy places the organism in Eukaryota, Metazoa, Arthropoda, Insecta, Hymenoptera, Braconidae. The record is from RefSeq and is a predicted model, not a curated record. Gene Ontology annotation, biological process: transcription by RNA polymerase II; nucleotide-excision repair; nucleotide-excision repair, preincision complex assembly. Gene Ontology annotation, cellular component: transcription factor TFIIH holo complex; transcription factor TFIIH core complex.